Erigeron canadensis is the source of this 1349-nucleotide messenger RNA. RefSeq names its product probable receptor-like protein kinase At4g10390. Gene Ontology annotation, biological process: protein phosphorylation. Gene Ontology annotation, molecular function: protein kinase activity; ATP binding. The record is from RefSeq and is a predicted model, not a curated record. The transcript has a single exon. The coding region runs from base 159 to 1184 and encodes 341 amino acids. NCBI's taxonomy places the organism in Eukaryota, Viridiplantae, Streptophyta, Magnoliopsida, Asterales, Asteraceae. Gene Ontology annotation, cellular component: plasma membrane.
CAAUCCAAAUAUAUAUAAAUUCACAUUUCUUCGCUUCUCCUUCAAUCCACCUUUUCAUUCCUUCCUUAAGCAACAUUUCUAGUCCAUUAUAUCUUUCCAUUUAUAUAUACACUAAAGAACUUGUGUCUAUUCUGCUUCACUCGAUACAUCAUCGAUCAAUGGUUUUUCUUAAGGCUUUUUCUUGCUUUACUAUAAUCUCGGAUAAGGUGGCCGAUUGUAGUAGUGAUAAUGACUGUUGUAGCACCACCACUACUGUCAAACGAAAUGAUGUAAUUAGUGUGACCAACAAGUUUUCAUGGGAGGAGAUAAGGAAAAGAAGCAAGAAUUUUUCAAAAGUUAUUGGCUCUGGCGGUUUUAGUACUGUCUACCUAGCUCGGCUACCAGAGUCGUCGUCUGGCUUAGCUGCUGUCAAGGUCCAAUUGGCUUGCACUGAGAGGCUAGCACGAAUUUACGACCAAGAGCUUCAAAUCUUGCUUAGACUAAAACAUCCAAAUAUUGUUAAGUAUCUUGGAUAUUGUGAUGACAGGGAAGAAGAGCGCGUGCUUUUGUUUGAGUAUGCAUCCAAUGGUACUUUACAUGAUAAGCUUCACAACAGCAGAGGUGACGUGACGCUGACAUGGAGAACGAGGAAGUUGAUUGCCUUUCAGCUUGCUGCAGCCUUAGAAUAUCUUCAUGGGAUACAAAUUAUCCAUGGAGAUAUCAAAGCUUCUAAUGUACUUUUAGACCAACAACAGAACUGCAAACUUUGUGAUUUUGGGUCGGCUAAGUUAGGGUUUACUUCCAUGGUGUUACCUCCAUCUUCGACAAAGAUGAACAGAAUGAUUAUGGGAUCACAAGGUUACGUGGAUCCACAUUAUUUGAAAACAGGAUUAGUUUCAAAGAAGAAUGACGUUUAUAGCUACGGAGUCGUUCUUUUGGAACUUAUUACUGGGAGAGUAGCGUUUAGUUUCGAGAAAGGGGAGAAGUUGACGGAGAUUGCUGGUCCAGCGGUGAGUGGGGUAGUGAGCGUGGAAACAAUGGUGGAUCCACGGCUAAGACACUGUGAUGGGUUCAAUUUAGAGGAGGCGAAGGCUAUGGUUUCAUUGGCUGGGAAGUGUAUUGGUGGUUCACCCAUGGCUAGGCCUUGUGCAGCUGAGAUUGUAGCAUUCAUGAAGAAUAAAUUUCAAUCUGUUACACAAUUGUAAAGAUUGAUGAAAUGUUUCCUCAUGUAAAUUGAUGUUCUAUUUUUGAUCCUUAUUCGAUAUACUUUUUAAUCUUUGGUUAUGUGAUAGGCUUGUUCUUCGGUUGGAGCCAAUGUAUUGAUCAAUUAUUCAUUUGUGCUUUUAAUCUUAGUUAAAGAUUGUGUGAAA